Hypomesus transpacificus is the source of this 2540-nucleotide messenger RNA. RefSeq names its product calpain 2, (m/II) large subunit, like (gene capn2l). Gene Ontology annotation, molecular function: calcium-dependent cysteine-type endopeptidase activity; calcium ion binding. NCBI's taxonomy places the organism in Eukaryota, Metazoa, Chordata, Actinopteri, Osmeriformes, Osmeridae. The transcript is spliced from 21 exons. Gene Ontology annotation, cellular component: cytoplasm. Gene Ontology annotation, biological process: proteolysis. Bases 86 to 2188 code for a protein of 700 amino acids. The record is from RefSeq and is a predicted model, not a curated record.
AACCCCACCUCACUUCUCUAUUAAAGGGCACUCGUGUUGUCCAAGCAGUUGAGCAGAAAAAGUUCCUGAAUUGAAAGAGAAGGCCAUGUCUGGAAUUACUGCAACCCUCCAGCACGACCGUGCAAGGGCCCAAGGAAUUGGCACAAACGCUCAGGCCAUAAAAUAUCUCGGACAGGACUACAAUGAACUGAAAAGGAAUUGCCUGGAGUGCAGACAGCUUUUUCGAGAUGAAACCUUUGAAGCCAUCCCGUCCGCUUUGGGUUUCGACGAACUAGGACCAAGUUCCUACAAAAUCCGAGGUGUUUCCUGGAUGAGACCUACAGAAUUGUCCUCCAAUCCACAGUUCAUUGUUGCAGGUGCCACCAGAACUGAUAUAUGCCAAGGGGCUCUUGGUGACUGUUGGCUUUUGGCAGCCAUCGCUUCCUUGACUCUGAACGAGCAGGUUCUGGCACGAGUUGUUCCCCAUGGACAGAGUUUUGAGAAUAACUACGCAGGCAUAUUCCACUUCCAGUUUUGGCAGUUUGGCGAGUGGGUGGAUGUUGUCAUUGAUGACAGGCUGCCAGUGAAAGAUGGAGAGCUGCUCUUUGUGCACUCAGCUGAGGGGACGGAGUUCUGGAGCGCCCUGCUGGAGAAGGCUUACGCCAAGCUGAAUGGCUGCUAUGAAGCUUUGUCUGGAGGCUCCACCACAGAGGGCUUUGAAGACUUCACUGGGGGCAUUGCUGAGGUCCAUGAGCUGAGAAAGCCUGAUGGAAACCUCUUCAAGAUAAUCCAGAAGGCCUUGAGAAGGGGCUCGCUCAUGGGCUGUUCCAUAGAUAUCACAAGCUCGGCCGACUCAGAGGCAGUGACUUCACAGAAGCUGGUUAAAGGCCAUGCCUAUUCUGUCACAGGUGCAAAUGAGGUGGAGUACAAAGGAGACAUGCUGAAACUCAUCAGGAUCAGGAACCCUUGGGGUCAGGUGGAGUGGACUGGCCCUUGGAGUGAUGGGUCAAUGCAGUGGCGUCAGAUUAGCAAUGAUGACAGAGAGAGGCUGAGUCACCAAUCAGAAGACGGAGAGUUCUGGAUGUCCUUCUCAGACUUUCUGCGCCACUACUCUCGGCUGGAAAUCUGUAACCUCAGCCCGGAUGCACUCACAGAUGACAACUUAAAAAAGUGGUCCUUGUCCAAGUUUGAUGGAACUUGGAGGAGCGGUUCGACUGCUGGAGGCUGCAGAAACUACCCAAACACAUUUUGGCAGAACCCUCAGUUUGUGUUCAAGCUGGAUGAGGAAGAUGAUGACCCAAAUGACAAUGAGGUGGGCUGCAGUUUUGUGGUUGGUCUGAUCCAGAAGAAUAGGCGCAAGAUGAGAAAAAUGGGAGAGGACAUGCAUACAGUGGGCUUCGCCAUCUACAAGGUCCCUGAUGGGUACGCUGGCCAGAGAAAUGUUCACCUCGAUCGUAACUUCUUCGUUCGACACGCUUCUGCUGCUCGUUCCGAGACCUUUAUCAACCUCAGAGAAGUGUGCAACCGCUUUUGUCUUCCCCCCGGAGAGUACCUCAUUUUGCCUUCCACCUUCGAGCCAAAUAAGAAUGGGGACUUCUGCCUGCGUGUUUUCUCGGAGAAGCAGGCUGAAUUUCAUGAACUGGAUGAUCCUGUUGAAUCAAAAGUAAAAGAGGUGGAAGUAGAGGAACAUGACAUUGAUGACAGAUUUAGGAGGCUUUUUGGACAGUUGGCAGGGACGGACAGUGAAAUAUCUGCUUUUGAGCUAAAGAGAAUCCUGAACAAAGUGGUGACAAAGCGAACAGAAAUCCAGACCGAUGGAUUUAGUCUGGAAAGUUGUCGUAACAUGGUCAACCUUUUGGACAGAGAUGGAAGUGGAAACCUGGGCCUAGUUGAGUUCAAGAUCCUGUGGACCAAAAUUGAAACGUACUUGAACAUCUAUCGCCAGAAGGAUGUGGACAAGUCAGGGACCAUAAGCUCCACAGAGAUGCGCAUGGCUAUGGAGGAGGCUGGUUUCACUCUGAAUAAUUCACUGCAUCAGAUCAUAGUGGCACGUUACAGUGAGCCAAGCCUCACUAUCGACUUUGACAAUUUUGUGGGUUGUCUUGUACGGCUUGAAUCCAUGUUCAAAACAUUUAAAACACUGGACAAGGACGGGUCAGGGGUGGUCGAGUUGAAUUUCCUUGAGUGGAUGAAUGUGUCACUUCUCUAAAAUGAGAAGAUUCAACACCUCCUUCAUACCUGGGGGACAAUUAACAAGAAUGGAAGCAAUACCUUUUUUCUGAAGAAUUAGGAAAAUCACUUAGCUGGGUUAUAAAUGAGGUUAUGUUCUGUGAACCCUAUACUGUGAGACCUUGUUUAUGACUCACACAUUACAGUAUAUGGAAUAUAUCAAUGCAAUUAUGGCAUGGGAAAUGUGUUUUAUUUCGUUUUAAAUUUGCCUCAUCUGGGUUUAACAAAAUGUAGGAAUAAUGAAUUGUUGAAUUUUUAACAGGUUUUAGGUUUUAACAAAAUACUGUCACAUAGCUAAAGAUUCAAAUAAUAAAUCUAACUUGCGUCCUCUA